Messenger RNA from Lytechinus pictus (painted urchin), 6070 nucleotides. RefSeq names its product UBX domain-containing protein 11-like. The coding region runs from base 163 to 1767 and encodes 534 amino acids. Gene Ontology annotation, biological process: proteasome-mediated ubiquitin-dependent protein catabolic process. The record is from RefSeq and is a predicted model, not a curated record. Gene Ontology annotation, molecular function: ubiquitin binding. NCBI's taxonomy places the organism in Eukaryota, Metazoa, Echinodermata, Echinoidea, Temnopleuroida, Toxopneustidae. The transcript is spliced from 14 exons.
AACACCCUAAUUUUUGCCGUUGCUUAGAAAGACAGACGCCGUCGUCCGUCAAAAUAAGAGAAUUUAACAUAUUUCUUCUGUGCGUGUCUUGUUUUGUUCAAAAUCAGGACGUCAGUGUUGAAAUCAUUGAUUUUUCAUUCAAAUACUGCCUACUAACCAGCAAUGAGCGAUCCAUCAUCGAAUCUUAGAAAAAACAAGAAGACACCAUUGCCGGGUGUGAAGCAAGCGCAUGGGCAAAGGGCUGUACCAUUUAGGAGUCAACCAGCUGACUUUCUGGCUCCAUCUGACUUGGAUGACUUUGAUGAUGUUCUCAGCCGUACCUCAUCCAGACUCUCCUCAUCGGGUAACAAGGGUGAUCUUGGGUCAAUUCAGAAGGGCAAUCAACUCCCAAAGAUAACUCAGAAAGACAAGAAAAAUCCCCCUUCUGAUAUUGAUCUGAUGUCAAGUAUGAUGGGCCGUAUCUCCAAGCUUGAGCUUCAAGUCAAGUACUAUGCCAAGGAAAUCAUUGAAAAGGAUAAGAAGAUUAAUAUAUUGGAGGAAAAGAUUGGCUUGAUGAGAAAGUAUCAGGAUGAACCUGACAUUGAGUCGCAGAGAGUGAAGGAAUUGGAGAGAAAAUGUCAGAGUUUACAGGAACAGAUUCAAGAUAUGGAGGACUUUUUAUCUGAUUACGGCAUGGUAUGGGUAGGGGGUACCCAUGAAGAAGAUGAAGCUAAGAGUGCUAAGGUGGAUGGACUGUAUCAAGAGAUUGAUUCUGGUAUCAAGAGCCAAGAAGUCUGGAGACCAGGCUCAUCAUUUGUGUCUUCAGAUGACUGCGUACCAAACUUUGACCUGCUCCUCAAGAAUAUCAAAGAAUUAAAUAUUUUAGCGAGAGAAGGAGAGAAGAAGAUUCAGCAUACUGUUAGUGGAGCCCGUUUCAAGACGGUUGAAAGUAUCCCUCUUACUCUCUAUGCUAACGGGAUCUUUAUGUUCAAUGGACCUUUCCGUUCUUAUCAAGACCCUGAAACACAGCAAUGCAUGGAAGAUCUUAUGGAAGGUUAUUUCCCAACUGAACUGCAGACAAGAUACCCUGAUGGUGUACCUAUCAAGGUGGAUGAUCAGAGAGAUGUUGUAUUUAAAGACCAAAGAGAUCGUGAGUUCUUUCCUGGUACUGGUUUGACUGUGGGUGGAUGCAAUGAUGGACCAUCCAGACUGGUACCUUCUAACCUUGAUAAAGCAACCAGUAUGAACAGUAGUGGACCACCAGUGAGUCAGGAACAUUCACCACUCAAGUUGAGAGAAACAAGCAAGCCACCAGUUGAUCCUUUAUCAGUUGAUCAGUUCCUUGGUAAGCUUCAUCCUGUUGUAUCAUCAGAUGGUAAGGUCAUUGAUGUCAGGUCUUCCGUUGCUGAUUUACUCAAGGAGGAGACUAUACCCAAUGCUGUGACAGUAGUAGACACACCUAUAGUUCAGGGUAUUAAAGAGAGAGCUAUGUCGGGCAAGGCAGGUCUAUCAAAUCGACCACUCUCUGCAAGGUCAUCCCCAAGGAGUGAUGUCGCCACGCUGCGUGUCAAAUCAGAGAGUGGUGAUCAUACUUUCAUCUUGAAGUUGAGAUUUACAGACACCAUAGGGGAUCUCAGGAUGCAUCUUGAUAAACAGAGGAAACCGCAAUCCCGGGACUACAUACUAGUUACAACAUUCCCUAAUAGGACAUACACCAAACUGGAUGCAACACUUGAGGAGAGCUGUUUGACACCAAACGCCACCGUUUUGAUGAAAUUAAACAGAUAAUACAUUAUAUCCUACUUGCCUUUAUAUAUUUUGGAGAUGAACUAUGACACAAUGAACACUGAAAGCCAGUGGAUGGAUUUAAUGCCAAAAGUCUUUCUUGUCUUCAUUUAACUGGAUAAAAAUUGACAGUGAAAAAGGAGCAUAUGGAUAAGAUAAACUGAUGUAUUGUGAUGAAGCUGAAGUGGAAACAUUACCAGAUCUUAUGAUUUAAUUUGAAGGAAAUAUUCUACACCAUUGAUUAGGGGAUUGACACCAACUGUAGCUUAGAAUCUCUUCACAGAAAGCGAGAAGAACAAAGGAAUAUACAGAUUUUUAGGGAAAAUGCAAUAUUUCAGGACAGAAUAAACGAGAUACCAAAAAAGCAGUGAAAAUCAUGGUGGAGGGGGGGAAUGGAUGAAAAAAAAUUGACUGCAAAAAAACCCCAAACCAAUGUGUUGUGAUGAAGAAUAGAAAAGUCGAUAGAAGUUGAUAUUGUCCAAAAAAAAAACUUCCUUAACUAGUAAAAAAUCUAUUAAUCACACCUUUUCGGAGUGUUUAAGAUUUGUUCACCAAUUUCUGUAUCUGCAUACUUGGGCAUUUACAUGCAUGAGGCAAAACUACCGUUUAAAGGAUACAAACCCCAGUUUCAAACCGUGAAAAACCUAAAUCACCCCGGACCAUAUUAUUUCAAUAUCUAAACAUGUGUUUCUUGACCUUGACGGGUCCGAAAAGAACUAAACCGCAAUUGCAUACGCAGCGUGACUAUUCCAGCAAACUCGCUCGCCAGCGCAUGCAGUCAUUUUUAUUCUCUUUAAUAGUUUCCUUUAUUUCUGGGUCGAUUUUCUUUGUUCGAAAUUGAAAACAAAUUAACAUCAGAUUUCAAAUUACAAUAUGCCUUUGAAAACUUGAUUAAAGGGGAAUGAAACCUUUGGAACAAGUAGGCUUAUGUCGAAACAAAAAAAUCAAAGAAUAAGAACAAAGAAAGAUUGAGAAAAAUCGGACAAACAAUGAGAAAGUUAUGAGCAUUUGAAUAUUGCAAUCACUAAUGCUAUGGAGAUCCUCCAAUUGGCAAUGUGACAAGGAUGUGUGAUGUCACAUGUGAACAACUUUCCCUUUGACGUACUAUAAAAUACCCUCAAAAUGUCUCUUUUGCUUUUACUUUAUGGUAAUACAAACUCUUUAUCCAUGAUGUAUUCUUUUAAAAAUCUGUAUUACAUGGCCUCCUAUAGAAAGAACACAAUGAUCUAUUGAUAGAUGUGAUAAAAGAGGCAAUUUAUGUGAAAUAUAUACUAAAGUAAUGGGGGAGUUGUUCACAAGUGACAUCACACAUCUUUGUCGCAUUGCAAUUUGAGGAUCUCCAUAGCAUUAGUGAUCACAAUUUUCAAAUGCUCAUAACUUUCUCAUUAUUUGUCCGAUUUUUCUUAAACUUUCGUUGAUCUGUUUCUUUGAUUUUUCUGUUUUCACACAAGCUAUCUUAUUCCAAAGGUUCCAUUCUCCUUUAAAUAUCAAAUACAAUAAUUUCAUUCCGAAUGGCCUACUACAGGCAGAGCUGCUCUUACGUUAUAUCGCAGCUGCUGUUUAUUGUCUAACCCUGGCUCAACGAUCAGGCUUGUCUGCGGAAGUGAAAUGUUACAUAAGAGGGAUUGAAUUGGUCAUGCUGGGUUGAAAUAGCUUCAAAAUGAACUAUCUUGGAUCCUCUAACAAAGUUUUUGUUAGUGGGGUAUAAACCCAGUUCAGGGCCUGAACUGUGGACGUCUACCCAACGAGGGUGUGACUUAAUGUACAAAAUACCAAUUGACAUUUUUUUAAGACUUUCAUUAUAUUACAUUGCUAAUAUUUUUAACAUGCUAUUUAUAACACCAGAGAACACUAAAUUUGCAUUUCAGAAAUCUGAAAAAAAAUGAGACCACUGCCGAUGGUUGUUGGAGGCAUUAUAUUUCCAGGUUGUCUGUCCGUCCAGUGUUUAUUCUUGUGGUAAGUCAAUUGAUGUCACACUUACUGUUCCACUCAAACAAGUAUGUUCCAAGUAUGCAGAUAGGAGUGAUAAUGAUCUGAGUAGUUUGAAGGAUUUCAAGGCCAAAGGUCACAUUUGUCAUUAUUAUAAACAUUGAAAUAUCUUGUUUUUUUUUUUAUAUUGGAGGAAUGAUAUGAUUAAAUUUUGGGCUCAAAAUGUUAUUGUUUGAAGUUCUGCAAAGGCGGAUCGAGGCAUAGAUUUUCACUGCGUGCAGCCGGGAAUCCAUCUCUUUCUAAUGAAGAAACAGAUUUACACCGAAAUGUCCUUCUUGCCACCGUUCAUGUGAAUGAAAAAUAUAGAUACUGGAAGUAAGUGGUUCAGGGGGCUAUUGCAUAACAGAGAUUAUUGUAAUCAUCCAAUUACUGUUGAGCAUUGUUACCAUGGUUAUUACUAUUAGAUGACAAAGUUACAAUAAAUGUAACUGCUAUGGUGUCCAUUGGUCAAUGCAUUUUUUUAAUUAGGGGGUUAGAUUCCUUCUCUUCCUUGCCACAAAAUUUGACAAGCAAAAAAAUGUAAUAAAACAAAUGGUCAUAAAAAAAAAAUUGUUGGACAUUCCGUCCCAGAGAAAUUGUUUUCCUUCCCUAUUUUGAUUGCUUUGGAAAAUUUGGGAGGUUCGAUCAACCCCCCCCCCCCCCCCUGGCUAUGGGUUUGUUCUACGAACUGAGUCAACACACCGGUCAAACUCCAAACGGUGACGUCAUAUGUAAGCAUCUUUUUUGAGUGAGAGCUUAUCGAUGUUUGAAUCUUUGGAGGUGGGGCAUUAUUGACAUAUCAUUUAUUCCAUGUUACCCUUGCUUUUUAUAAUAUACAUGUAUGUUUUACAUUAUGAAAUGCCUAUUAUAAGAUUAUUUAUUAAUAUUUUAUAUAAUUGAAUUGUGAAUGUUAUUGUAAAAAAAAAAUCUUUAGAGCAACAAUGCAUUUAAUGUUUUACUUUCACAUGUGGUGUAUUUACUUAUUAAAAAAAAUUAUAAGCAAUAUUUUAAUCUAAACUCAAAGCUUUGAUUUAGGCCUAUUCUUGAUUGUUCUGCUGUGAUUACGUUUGUUUCUGCUGAAUGCCUCUAUACAUAGAAACUAUUUGUUUGCGUGGGUUAAAAAUGCUUGUAUUCACUCGGGCUGGUAUACAAUUCAAUACUUCAGCCAGAAUUAUAGUAUCUUACCAAGUAUGCUGCGAGUAUAAUGCUAGAUAAUUUACUUAGUUUAUCAGUGUUCUGAACUGACAGGUCUUUCUACAAGAAGUAGGUCUACUUCUUAGAUACAUGUAGGCUAAACCCAUUCAAUCUACUAUCAGUUUGAUCUAAUUGACAUUUGGUACAUACCGUACUAUAAACAUUUGUUUGAAUGUCUGCUUAUUCUAAUUCCCAUUUAAUGGUCUAAUCUCCACUCUUCUAAUUAUUUUGCAUUAUUCAACUGAAAAAAUGAUGUAUAAACAGCUCAAUUAAACCAUAUAGAUUAAAAUGGUGAUUAUAUUACACAAAAUUGUUAGAGGCAAAGUGGUAAAUAUGACGCUAAAUGGCAAUUUGUAGACUAAAUGACUGAGAUGAACUUCUAAAGGACCAACGAUAAGACCAUGUGGGAUGCGACAAAACGAAAAGAAGAUGAGAGUUUUGAGCAAUUUACCCUUGCCUGUGAUUUGUAUGUAGAUCCAUUUUAUUGAAAAAUCUGGCAUGUGACAUAUCUCUACUUUUAUUUUAUCAUGGGUAAUACUGGGAAUGGUCAACUUAUGAUUAAUUAAAGGUUAAGAAAAUGCUUAUUAAUUGUUCACUGUGUCAAUGAAAUAAAGGAAAAUCAAUGUUGUACAACCACGUCCCAUUGUUACGAUACUGCAACAAAUAACAAUGAAAAUUUAGUUUUAAAUUUGAUUUCCUUUUUUUAUUACAGGAAAUAGAUCAUACACUAAACAAACAAAAAACCAAACAUCUUACAUGUCUUGAAGUGUCAGUUCUGAUUAUAUUCCAAAGUUAUGAUGGUCCUGUAUGAAUCCAGAUAAAAUCCAAGUUGGUUGGCAAAGAUUCCGUAGAUUAAAGUUCACAAUGAUGGCGAUGAUGAAAUUGAUGUUGAAGCACUAUGAAUAACAAGAGUCACUGUAACGAGUUGAAAUGUCCGUGAAGACGAAGUUGAUGAUGACAAACAGUCAGUUUCAGCAAUCAACAUGGGUUGAAAAGCGUUCAUUAAAACAGCUUGAUGAACUCGAUGAGAACUGAGAAUUCCUCUCUCAAACUAACUGCAAACAGUUCAAUGAUGGCGUGCAAAUAAUUCCACAGAAGAUAAAUGUUGUAUUCCAGUUUGAAAUAAAUUAUACUCUGACAUAAA